This is a messenger RNA of Penicillium daleae, 297 nucleotides long. RefSeq lists its product as uncharacterized. Lineage: Eukaryota; Fungi; Ascomycota; Eurotiomycetes; Eurotiales; Aspergillaceae. The transcript is spliced from 3 exons. The annotation marks the transcript as partial. The record is from RefSeq and is a predicted model, not a curated record.
UACGCUCCUGGGGCACAUGGCCUCCCCCUUCGAGUCGCUGUGAGCAGACGAUCAUUGACAUCAACGACUGCACGGCUCAACGCCGCGGAGCAGCCGAGUGCGUACAGGCAGGGGAUGUCCAAUUACAAGACUUUCACCGGGGCGUUUGCCAAGGUCUUCCUCGGUGCUGUGCUCACGUACCAGAUCAUUUACUGGACGUGGCUGAAGCUGGAGACGGAUGAGUCUAGGCUUGAGAAGAAUGAGGAAAUGGCGAGCUUGGAGAAGAAGGCGCGGGAAUUGGCGGCUGCCCAGAAAUGA